Solanum tuberosum (potato) is the source of this 603-nucleotide messenger RNA. Its product is annotated as VID27-like protein. Lineage: Eukaryota; Viridiplantae; Streptophyta; Magnoliopsida; Solanales; Solanaceae. The transcript has a single exon. The record is from RefSeq and is a predicted model, not a curated record. Bases 1 to 603 code for a protein of 200 amino acids.
AUGGAUUCGAUUACGACAAGUACUUCUGACAUUCCAAUUAAUCAAGGUAAUAAUAGAUCAAUAAAUCGUAGGCUUUCAGCCCGAUUUCCUUCAUCGAAAGAUGCCACGUACCCUGAUGACAUAGGUAAUGAAUUCGGGUCAAGGAAUAGAACGUUGAAUAGAAAUGCAAGUAAAGCUCAAAGAGGAAGCCCUAGUACGAAAUUUGACCCUUCAAUGUCAAUGAGAAGAUCUGAGACGGGUAGUGAAUGUGAAGAGGACGAGUCAGAAGAAGAAGAAAAUGAAGAAGAGAGCGCGGAAGAAGGAGAGGAAACAAAAGAAGGAGAGGAACCGGUUAGAAUGUCAUUGAUGGCAUUAUUAGCGGAGUCAGAAGGUUCAUCAUACAUGAUGGGAGAGGACGAGGACGACGAUGAGGACGAUGGUGGUGGUGAUGUUGGUGGAGAUAACUUAAAUAAUUGUUGUGUUUGUCAAGUUAGACAUAAAGGUGCAGCAUUUGUACCUUGUGGACAUUCAUUUUGCAGGUUAUGUUCAAGGGAACUUUGGGUUGAAGGAGCUAAUUGCCCACUUUGCAACAAUUUCAUAUUGGAAAUUCUUGACAUUUUCUAA